Rhizophagus irregularis DAOM 181602=DAOM 197198 is the source of this 2228-nucleotide messenger RNA. RefSeq names its product alpha-1,4-glucan branching enzyme. Gene Ontology annotation, cellular component: cytoplasm. Gene Ontology annotation, biological process: glycogen biosynthetic process. The record is from RefSeq and is a predicted model, not a curated record. NCBI's taxonomy places the organism in Eukaryota, Fungi, Glomeromycota, Glomeromycetes, Glomerales, Glomeraceae. Gene Ontology annotation, molecular function: 1,4-alpha-glucan branching enzyme activity; cation binding; hydrolase activity, hydrolyzing O-glycosyl compounds.
AUGUCCCCUACAGAAAUGAUAAGUCAAGAAAAUUAUGAGCCUGGUAUUUGUAAAAUUGAUCCUUGGUUAAAACCUUUUGCUCCCGCAAUUAAACGCAGACUUGAAUCAUAUAAAAAAUGGGUAAAAGAAAUCAACCAAAAUGAAGGUGGUUAUGAUAAAUUUUCGCGUGGAUACGAACGUUUUGGUCUCAAUGUACUACCAAAUGGCGAUAUUAUAUACCGCGAAUGGGCACCUAAUGCCGUUGCUGCAAGUUUGAUUGGCGAAUUUAAUGAUUGGGAUAGGUCUAAACAUCCAAUGAAGAAGGAUUCUUUUGGUGUUUGGGAAGUUCAUAUCCCUGCCAAAAAUGGUAUUCCUACUAUUCCUCACAAUACUAAAAUAAAAAUCUCCAUGACUACACCAGAAGGCGAAUGUAUCGAUCGUCUUCCAGCCUGGAUAAAACGAGUUACACAAGAUUUAAAUGUAAGUCUUGCAUAUGAUGCCAUCUUUUGGAACCCACCUCAAAAAUAUCAAUGGAAAAAUAACUCCCCAAAAAAACCAACAAGUUUAAGAAUUUAUGAAGCCCAUGUGGGAAUUUCUACAAAUGAAGGGCGUGUUGGAACUUAUAAUGAAUUCACGGAUAACGUGUUGAAGCGUAUCAAAGACCUGGGUUAUAAUGCUAUUCAAUUGAUGGCUAUCAUGGAACAUGCAUAUUAUGCAUCCUUCGGAUAUCAAGUGACAAGUUUCUUUGGUGUAUCCAGUCGUUACGGUACGCCUGAAGAGUUGAUGCGACUCAUUGAUACUGCCCAUGGCAUGGGUUUGUAUGUGCUAUUAGACGUUGUUCAUUCUCAUGCAUGCAAGAACGUGCUAGAUGGGUUGAACAUGUUUGACGGGUCGGAUCAUUGUUACUUCCAUGAAGGAGGAAAAGGCCGACAUGACCUUUGGGAUAGUCGAUUGUUCAAUUAUGGUCAUUGGGAGGUACUUCGAUUUUUACUUUCAAAUCUUCGCUUCUUUAUGGAAGAAUAUAGAUUUGAUGGAUUUAGAUUUGAUGGAGUCACUAGUAUGAUGUAUCAUCAUCAUGGCAUCGGGACGGGAUUUUCCGGUGGUUAUCACGAAUAUUUUGGCGAUACUGUGGAUGAAGGAGGAGUCGUUUAUUUAAUGUUGGCAAAUGACAUGCUUCACAAGCUUUAUCCCCGUAUAAUUACAGUCUCAGAAGACGUAUCUGGAAUGCCUGGUCUCUGUCUACCAGUAGAAGAGGGAGGGAUUGGCUUUGAUUACCGAUUAGCCAUGGCCAUUCCCGAUAUGUGGAUUAAAUUAUUGAAAGAACAACGUGAUGAUGAUUGGGACAUGGGUAAUAUUUGUUGGACAUUGACUAACAGAAGACAUAUGGAAAAAACUAUUGCCUACGCUGAAUCUCACGAUCAAGCUCUUGUAGGCGACAAAACACUUGCCUUCUGGUUAAUGGACAAGGAAAUGUACACGCAUAUGUCGGACAUGACUCCACUUACUCCAAUCAUUGAUCGUGGUUUGGCCUUACAUAAAAUGAUUCGAUUGCUUACACAUGGCCUUGGCGGUGAAGGUUAUCUAAACUUUGAAGGAAAUGAAUUUGGACAUCCGGAAUGGUUGGACUUUCCCAGAGCUGGAAACAAUAAUUCGUUCCAUUAUGCUAGAAGACAAUGGAAUGUAGUAGACGAUGAUUUGUUAAGAUAUAAAUAUUUAAAUGAGUUUGAUAAAGCAAUGCAACAUUUAGAGGAACAAUAUGGAUGGUUAAGUUCGCCACAGGCAUAUAUUUCUCUAAAACAUAAUGAAAAUAAAUUAGUAGCCUUUGAGAGAGGAAAUUUACUUUGGAUUUUUAAUUUUCACCCAACUCAAUCUUUUGCUGAUUAUAAAAUUGGAACUGAAUGGGCGGGAAAAUAUUCGAUUGCCCUUAAUACUGAUCGCAAGAUAUUUGGGGGUCAUGAUAGGAUUGAUGAAAGUAUAUCAUAUCAUUCACAACCACAUGAAUGGGACGGAAGAAAGAAUUAUAUUCAGGUAUAUAUUCCGUGUAGAGUUGCUCUCGUUUUGUCUCAUUGUUAAAUAAUGAAAUUUAUGCGAUAGGAUUAUUUUUUGAUGGGUUAUGUUAAAACCUCUUAAUCAAAAAUUAUUAAAUUAUUAAAAUAAAACUUCAGAACAUUUAUUUAAGAAUUUUGCUAAAUUUUUAAACCGGGGAAUUCCCAUCCUUUACUGUGAGACCUAUAACCAGUGAUAUUAGC